Messenger RNA from Gopherus flavomarginatus (Mexican gopher tortoise), 2109 nucleotides. It is a transcript of the gene ACTL8, whose product is annotated as actin like 8. The coding region runs from base 307 to 1437 and encodes 376 amino acids. The transcript is spliced from 3 exons. Lineage: Eukaryota; Metazoa; Chordata; Testudines; Testudinidae. The record is from RefSeq and is a predicted model, not a curated record.
GGAGCUGCCAAGAUGACGAUCCGGUUUCCACACCAACCCACAAAUUAAUUUAGAGAUGGAUUAAUCUAAUUUGGCUCUUUUAAAAAAAAAUAAUUAAAUGCAACAGCAAGCCGAGAAAGACUUAGAGACAAGAUCUGCCUGAGUCACUGAUGGAGAAAAUAGCAGAAAGCCACACACCCGUGACAGUCGGGCGGUGCAUUCCCAGCAUGCAUCACAUGGAGUGAUGCCCCCUCCUUGGGGCUAGGAAGGAGAUUCACAAUCUCCUGCAAUAUCCUGGACAAACUUUCCUGAGUUAGACAAACCAAAAUGGCCGAAGAAGAAAUUGCUGCUCUCAUCAUUGACAAUGGCUCUGGGAUGUGUAAAGCUGGCUUUGCUGGAGACGACGCCCCUCGUGCAGUGUUCCCAUCCAUUGUCGGACGCCCAAGGCACCAAGGGGUCAUGGUUGGGAUGGGGCAGAAGGACAGUUACGUUGGUGACGAGGCCCAGAGCAAGAGAGGCAUCCUGACCCUGAAGUACCCUAUUGAACAUGGCAUUGUCACCAACUGGGAUGACAUGGAGAAAGUGUGGCACCAUACCUUCUACAAUGAGCUCCGUGUUGCCCCAGAGGAGCACCCUGUCCUGCUGACAGAAGCUCCCCUGAAUCCCAAGGCCAACAGAGAGAAGAUGACCCAGAUCAUGUUUGAGACCUUCAACUCCCCUGCCAUGUAUGUGGCCAUCCAGGCUGUACUGGCCUUAUAUGCCUCUGGACGUACCACUGGCAUUGUGAUGGACUCUGGUGAUGGGGUGACCCAUGCCGUGCCCAUCUACGAAGGCUACGCGCUGCCUCAUGCCAUCCUGCGCUUGGACUUGGCUGGGCGUGACCUGACCGACUACCUCAUGAAGAUCCUAACGGAGCGGGGUUACAGCUUCACUACCACAGCAGAGAGGGAGAUCGUGCGUGAUAUCAAGGAGAAGCUGUGCUACGUCGCCUUGGACUUUGAGCAGGAGAUGGCUGCAGCUGCUGCAUCUGCCUCUUUGGAGAAAAGUUACGAGCUCCCUGAUGGGCAGGUGAUCACCAUUGGGAACGAGCGGUUCAGGUGCCCAGAGGCCCUCUUCCAGCCCUCCUUCCUGGGCAUGGAAUCCUGCGGCAUCCAUGAGAGCACCUUCAACUCGGUCAUGAAGUGUGACAUCGACAUCCGAAAGGACCUCUAUGCCAACACAGUGCUGUCCGGUGGCAGCACCAUGUAUGGUGGCAUCGCUGACCGCAUGCAGAAGGAAAUCGCUGCCCUGGCCCCAAGCACUAUGAAGAUCAAGAUCAUUGCCCCAGUGGAGCGCAAAUUCUCAGUCUGGAUUGGUGGUUCCAUCCUGGCGUCUCUCUCCACCUUCCAGCAGAUGUGGAUCAGUAAGCAGGAAUACGACGAGGCUGGUCCGUCCAUUGUUCACAGGAAAUGCUUCUGAAUCAUGUUCCAAAAUGGAAGUGUCAAAUGUGGCUGGACAAUGGAUUGUUCCUUUAUGGAAAUAUUCCUUCCAAAGCUAUUCCUAGCUCUUCCAAGGGCUGUCUGUAUGCUUAACAUAUCCUCUCUAACAUUGCUUUUGACCUAUCCAAACUGAAGUCCCAUCACAUAACCUAAUGCACAGUGAUCACCUGUAAAAAUGUGCUAAACCCCUCCAUGCUAGUGACUCAUCACAAGGUUAAGAGGUAAAACCACACUAAUGUGAGGCUAUGGAUCUGUCGCUGACUACAGCACUCUUCGUUGUCAUUGUACUGUCAGAUUCUCAGGGCUAGAGAUGAGACUGGUGCAAGAUGUACUCAAGGUCGGGCAUCUAAAGAUUGAGUAAUUAUUCCAUAACUCCUCUUCGGGGGCUGGCAAGUGCAAAUGUUAAUUGCUACUUGUCUUCCUGCUGUACCAGCAGGAAUUAAGGGGCCUGUCUGCUUUUUUCCACCCAACUGUACCAAUAAAUAGCCAUGGGGCUGAAGGCUACUCCUGGCUCCAUGCGCAAGCUAUUGUAUUCAUCCUAAUCUGAAGAGAAUCUCCCCAAUGUACAGAGAUUAAGAGUUUGUAUGGUCAUUAAGGCAAAGUGGAGAAUUGUAACAUGCAAUGAUAGUCUUGUGAUAAGGGGAAAUUUAAA